Messenger RNA from Lucilia cuprina (Australian sheep blowfly), 2320 nucleotides. RefSeq lists its product as uncharacterized. The transcript has 5 exons. The coding region runs from base 148 to 2298 and encodes 716 amino acids. The record is from RefSeq and is a predicted model, not a curated record. NCBI's taxonomy places the organism in Eukaryota, Metazoa, Arthropoda, Insecta, Diptera, Calliphoridae.
CUGUCUUAAUUAAAUGCAAGAAAAAAUUUGUUUUUUUUCUGAAAUUUUACAUCAAAAAAGUAAUUAAAGAUAUAAAUUAGUAAUUUUUUUAAAAAAUUAAUGUAAAUAUAUUUAUGAAUUAUAUAUUUAAAAAGUGAUUUGUGCAAAAUGUCGUUAAAUGAAGAAUUUCAAGUGAAAAAUGAAUACGAUGAUAGUAGCAAUUUUUCCAGCUAUUAUCAAGAUUACAAAGAUGAUGAACAAAGUGAUCCCAGUUAUUUAAAUGAAUCACUAGGAAUAUUAACUAAUAUUAAAACAUUAGAUGGUAAUAGUAUUUCAGUCUAUCUAAGACUGGGUAAUAGAAUACUAUUUUGUUCCGGAAAAUAUUUCUACAUAGAGCAUGCGACUGCUCAGACUGAUCAUCAGAAAGAGUAUACAGGCAUUGUUAGCACCUGUCACACUUGUGGCGUUAAAAUCAAAGGCUCCCUUAAAGUGAGUUCUAAUUUUAUAUGUCAUUUAAAAGCUAGACAUCCGGAAGUAUACCAAGAGUUUCUCAAACAAAAACAAGAAUGUGGUACUGGCACUAGAAUUAAAAAAUCCGAUAAAACCUAUGGUCAACAACGUACCAGUCCUUAUCCUGGUAAUCCUCAUAUAAAAGACAAUAUUUUACAACAGCAAGAAGUUCAAGAACAAUUUCAACGUAAUAUUUUACAAUUUUUGGUAGCCACUCAGCAACCUUUAUCUAUAGUAGAGGAUCGUUAUUUUCUUAAACUAUUUGAGUUUAUGGAUUUACCAAUACAACUUAAAAGUCCAGAAUGUUAUGAACAAACUAUACGGGAAGAGUGCAAAUACAAACAAUUAGAGUUGACUAAUUAUUUUAAUCAUAGUAAAGUUUACAUAUGCCUUACAACGGACGUAUGGUCUUAUGGAGAGUGUUAUUAUUUGGCUUUAGCUUGUCACUGGAUCGAUGAGCAGUGUCAACGUCAAAUGGCUUUACUAGCCUGCCAGCGUACAAAUAAUUUGCAAGAAAAAUCUUUAACAACUUUACAAAAUGAAAUUUUAUUACAAUAUGGUUUUCAAAAGGAAUACAUUGUUAAUUCUAUUACGGGAAAUAUACAAAAUUUUACUAAACAAUUCAAAGUUCUGGGCUUAAAGCCGGAAAUAUUAAGUUUGGAUGGUGAAGUAACAACAGAGAAUUGUUUCUUUAACAAGCAAAUACAAGAAGAUUUAAAACUAUUAAGUUUUAAUUAUAAUACUGAAAUAAAAACUGCUGAAUUGGAGUUAUUAAAACUAAAUAAAAUAUGGAGUGAAGAUUUUUAUAAACUUUUAAAUGAAAACUUGAAAAAACUGCAUGUGGAAUGUAUGGAAAAAUGUUGUCAAAUCUGGCAAAAUUGUAUUACUAAAGAGUUUAAAGAAAUAUUUGAUGGCACUUUGAAUGCUCCUUUAACAGCACCCAAUAUAUUUUAUCUUACCUCUCUCUAUAAAUCUCUUAAGAAAAUACUUUUAAACAAAAUUCACCUUACAGACAUAAGUAAUUACUUAAAAAAACCUUCAUUUUCUACCAACGAGUUGGACUAUUUAGAGGAUUUAGCAGAUAUCUAUGAGCCCUUUCAUGCAGCAUUUGAAUUUUUAGAUAAUCAUCAAAAUCAUUAUUAUGGUUGUUUUUUGCCCACACUCGUUACGCUUAAAUGGAAAUUAACUAGAUUGGUUAAUAGUAAAAAACUUAAACAUUUGCAAGAGGUUUCUCUGAAAUUAAAACAACAAUUGUUAACAGAAUUUAAAACGUAUUAUGAGCUAAACGAAAGUAAAUCAGAAGCCAUUAUAGCAGCUAUUACAUAUCCCCCAGUUAAAACAAGAUUUCUAAUGGGUUUACAGGAUUCAGUGUUAUGUUUUAAUUUUCAAGCUAGAAAUUUAUUAUUAAAAUAUGGCAAAAUCUAUCAUAUAGAAGGUGAGCAACAAACAGAUAAUACACAACAAUUAGAUAAAACACAAAAUAGCCUAAGCGGUAAUACAACAGCUUUAGAUUUUUUUGAUUUUGGUGAUGGCACCGAAAAAGUUAAUGAAGAUUCUCAUUUACCAGUUUCAUUAAAAUUAGAAAUUGAUGCUUAUUUAGCUGAUAUUGAUAAUACUUUAAUGUCUUUACAAAAAUAUCCCACCAUUAAACGUUUAUUCUAUCGUUAUAAUACCUGUAUACCUUCUCCCUCGAGUGUUUUACGUUUAUUUCCUUUAAUGAAAAUUUUAAGAAAUAGUUUAUUAACAAAUUGUUCUCAUGAACAAUUUGGUAAUUUGAUAUUUUAUCAGAAUCAUAUUUUAAAUAAAUAGUUUUAGGAUUUUUUUUUUAUAU